AUGACGGCUGUCGACUACGACGACCCCUCCGAAGGCACAAAUGCCCGACUGGUGUACUCCAUUGAAAAGAACGUAAUUGAAGAAGAGACGGGCUCUCCAAUAUUCGAAAUUGAAUCGGAAACGGGCGUUAUAAAAACCGCAGUCUGUUGUCUCGAUCGCGAAAGGACUCCCGAUUAUUCGAUACAAGUGGUGGCGAUGGACGGUGGGGGGUUGAAAGGAACUGGAACAGCGUCUAUACGCGUAAAAGAUAUCAACGACAUGCCGCCCCAAUUCACAAAGGAUGAGUGGUUCACGGAAGUAGAUGAAACAGAUGGCGCGACACUUCCGGAAAUGCCCAUUCUUACAGUAACUGUGCACGACGAAGAUGAAACCAAUAAAUUCCAAUAUAAGGUGAUUGAAAAUAGUGGUUACGGUGCGGAUAAAUUUACAAUGGUUCGCAACAAUGACGGUACUGGAUCUCUAAAAAUCGUGCAACCUUUAGACUACGAGGAUUUGUUACAAAGUAAUGGAUUUAGAUUUAGAAUACAGGUAAACGAUAAAGGGGAGGAUAAUGACAACGAUAAAUACCACGUAGCUUAUUCAUGGGUCGUGGUAAGACUGAGAGAUAUUAACGAUAACAAACCCCAGUUUGAACGACCGAACAUCGAAGUAUCUGUCUUUGAAAACGCGGAAGUCGGUAAAAGUCUCGAAACUUUUAAAGCCACCGAUCCCGAUCAGGGUGGAAAGAGUAAAGUUUCGUACGCUAUUGACAGAAGUUCUGACAGAAAGCGGCAAUUUUCCAUUAAUCAAGAAGGUACAGUGAGUAUACAACGAUCUCUAGACAGAGAAGACACUCCGAGACAUCAAGUUAAAAUUCUCGCCAUUGACGACGGAAUUCCUCCUAAGACAGCCACUGCAACUUUGACCGUAAUCGUCCAAGAUAUUAACGACAACGCUCCGACCUUCCUUAAGGAUUACCGGCCAGUCGUUCCUGAACACGUUCCACCCAGAAAAGUCGUGGAAUUGUUGGCGACCGACGAUGACGACAGAUCUAAGAGCAACGGCCCGCCUUUCCAGUUCAGACUCGAUCCCAGUGCGAGCGACAUCGUGAGAGCAUCUUUUAAAGUCGAGCAAGAUCAAAAGGGCGCAAAUGGUGACGGUAUGGCUAUCAUCACAUCUCUUCGAUCAUUCGACAGAGAACAACAGAAAGAAUACUACAUUCCAAUCGUUAUUAAAGAUCACGGCAACCCUGCGAUGACCGGCACUAGUACAUUAACUGUAGUGAUUGGCGAUGUCAACGACAACAAAAUGCAACCAGGCUCCAAAGAAAUAUUUGUAUAUAACUAUCAAGGUCAAGCACCCGAAACAGAGAUUGGACGAGUUUAUGUGUACGAUUUAGAUGAUUGGGAUCUGCCAGAUAAAAAGUUCUACUGGGAAGGCCCAGAACAUCCUCGAUUUAAGCUAAACGAAGAUACUGGUAUGAUUUCCAUGAAGUCUGGAACUCGAGAUGGCAUAUACUACUUACGAUUCAAAGUUUACGAUCGUAAACAUACGCAAACUGAUGUAGCAGCCAAUGUAACGGUCACUGUUAAAGAAAUUCCUCAUGAAGCAGUAGUAAACUCUGGAUCUGUUCGAAUAGCAGAUAUAACAGACGAAGAAUUUAUCAGAAUAUGGGAUUAUCACUCUCAAAGUUUAUCAAAAAGUAUGGCUGAGAAGUUCAGAGAUAAAAUAGCUGAUCUUUUGAACAUAAACCGAGAAAACGUCGAUGUGUUCAGCGUUCAAUUACGACGAAAACAUCCUCCAGUGACCGACGUAAGAUUCUCAGCUCAUGGCUCACCUUAUUAUAAACCAGUUAGACUAAAUGGCAUAGUCUUAAUGCAUAGAGAAGAAAUCGAAAGAGCUGUUGGUAUUAACAUAACCAUGGUUGGAAUCGACGAGUGUUUGUAUGAAAAUCAGAUGUGUGAAGGAUCUUGUACCAACACUUUAGACAUAAGUGCCUUACCGUACAUGGUGAAUGCUAAUAAAACUGCUUUAGUAGGGGUUAGAGUUGACGUUUUAGCUGAAUGUACCUGUGGCGCUAGAAACUUCAGUAAAGAAGAAAAUUGCCGAAACACUCCUUGUUAUAAUGGUGGAAGAUGUAUCGAAACCCGCUAUUCAUUAUCUUGUUCUUGUCCAGCGGGAUAUAAUGGACCAAGGUGUCAACAAACUUCAAGAAGUUUCCGAGGUAAUGGUUGGGCAUGGUAUCCAGCUCUAGAAAUGUGCGACAAAUCACAUCUUCACUUUGAGUUUAUUACCCGCAAACCAGACGGAUUACUGCUUUACAACGGCCCAAUUGUGCCUCCUGAAAAAGACGAAAUCAUGGUAUCAGAUUAUAUAGCUGUUGAACUUGAAAGAGGUUAUCCCCGUUUACUUCUAGACUUUGGAUCUGGAACGCUAGAACUUAGAGUCAAAACCAAAAAGACGUUAGAUGAUGGAGAGUGGCAUAGAUUGGACGUAUUUUGGGAUACUGAAAAUGUAAGAAUGGUUGUUGAUUAUUGUAAGUCAGCUGAUAUUGCCGAAAUGGAAGAUGGAACUCCACCGGAGUUCGACGACAGUAGCUGCCAAGCUCAAGGUACAAUUCCUCCAUUUAAUGAGUAUCUAAACGUCAAUGCACCUCUACAGCUUGGAGGUUUAUAUGUUGAACAGUUUGAUCCGACUCACUACCACUGGCAAUAUAUGCCUGUAGGCAAAUCCUUCGACGGUUGCAUUCGAAACCUCUUCCACAACUCCAAAUUAUACGAUCUGGCACAUCCUGGUCUUUCUAGACAUAGUGUACCUGGUUGUCCUCAAACAGAAGAAGUGUGUGGUAGAUCAGAAACUACAGCUCGAUGUUGGGAGCAUGGUACGUGUGUCGGAAGCUUUAACGAAGCUAAAUGUCAUUGUCAUCCAGGAUUUACUGGACCAUCAUGUACUUCGAAAACAACGCCAACUUCUUUCAAACCUCAAUCAUACGUUAAGUACGCUCUUAGUUUUGAACCAGAUCGUUUUUCAACGCAAAUGCAACUGAGAUUUAGAACAAGAGAAGAACACGGUGAGCUAUUCAGAAUAUCAGAUCAGCACAAUCGCGAAUAUGCAAUACUGGAAAUAAAAGAUGCAAGACUAUACUUCAGAUAUAACUUAAACUCCCUCAGAACCGAAGAACGAGAUAUUUGGCUUAGUGCCGUUCCAGUUGAUGAUGGUCAGUGGCACGUGGCAAGGGUAAGCAGAUAUGGUUCAGCUGCUACGUUAGAACUGGAUGGUGGAGAAGGAAGGCGAUACAACGAAACAUUCAACUUCAUUGGUCACCAGUGGUUACUCGUGGAUAAGCAGGAAGGAGUGUAUGCUGGAGGAAAAGCAGAAUACACUGGCGUCCGGACUUUCGAAGUUUAUGCCGAUUAUCAGAAAGGAUGUUUGGAUGACAUUCGUUUGGAAGGCAAACACCUACCUCUUCCGCCAGCUAUGAACGGAACACAGUGGGGACAGGCGACUAUGGCCAGGAAUUUAGAAAAGGAUUGCCCAUCUAACAAACCCUGUGCAAAUGUCAUCUGUCCUGAUCCAUUCGAGUGUGUUGAUCUCUGGAAUGAUUACGAAUGCACAUGCCCGCAAGGUUACAAGUUCCAUGAUAGUACCUGUGUCAAUGAAAACGAAUGCAUGUGGCUACCAUGUGUAAACGGUGGUAUCUGUAGAGACUAUGACCCUCCUUUAAGAUACGAAUGUCUGUGUCCAUCGGGAUAUACGGGAGGUCAUUGCGAAUUAGAAUUGGCGUCCGCUGGGGCCAUAAUGCCGUCGACCGAUUUUAUUUUAGCCGUAAUCGUGUGCUUGUUAGUACUACUAGUCUUAGUGCUCGUAUUCGUCGUAUACAACAGACGAAGAGAAUCUCACAUCAAAUACCCCGGUCCCGAUGAUGAUGUCAGGGAAAACAUUAUUAACUACGACGAUGAAGGCGGCGGUGAAGAUGAUAUGACUGCCUUCGAUAUUACUCCUCUACAAAUUCCAAUCGGAGGACCUCUACCUGAUUUAGGACCACCAAAGAUCGGAUGCACAGAUGACGAAGUUCAAGAAUACGAAUACCUGGGCGCCUGGGGACCUCGAUUCGAUAAACUGGCAAACAUGUACGGCCCAGGAGAAGAGACUGAACUGGAAGAAGAAUAA
Molecule: messenger RNA, 4149 nt
Organism: Diabrotica balteata
Lineage: Eukaryota; Metazoa; Arthropoda; Insecta; Coleoptera; Chrysomelidae
Source: the annotation of a GenBank genome assembly